AUGCGUAAGUACGAUACAUAUGGAUUGCCCUUGGCAGUGCAGAUUUGGGCAUAUGAGACUGUCCCCCACUUGGGUACUCGAUUUGCUAGGCGAGGGGAGACACAGUGCCCUCGGAUGGAUCAUUGGCGAGCAUCCCGAGCAGACGGAUGUCCGUCUGGCAAACAAUUAUCAGCACUCAUCGACGACCCUCAGCUCGAGGUCCUAAUGGAGUUGACGCCUUCGAUGGAGGAGGAGAGUCGUGGUCUUGUGCGUGAAUUAGUCGUUCCGCAUACUCCACGAGAUCAGAUGUCUGAUUCUAUCGAGGACCAAGAUAGGGAGCGUGGUCCAGUUGAUCAACGAUCACCUCCACCCUCGACCGAAUCACCUCCGCUGCCGAUGAGAUCUCAUUCUUCUCCUUCCAGGCACGUUCCCCGUGGAUCUCCUGCGCACAGUGAUCUGUAUGUCCUUCUGGCUGGAUUUAUGGCGGAGAUGAGGGAGGAGAUAGGUGUGCUACGAGGGGAGGCGAAGAGGAAGACGUUCGUCGACGGGAUGUACUCCAAACUCUUCCGGGAGGUGGACCAUGUCAAAAGGAAAGUGUUCGAGACGGAGUGGAGAAGAAUUAUGCUCAGAGAUAGCAGCACGGUAGGGGGAGGACGAUCUCGGAGGCCUAUAAGUGGUUUCACGAAUCACCACUCUGGGGACUUGGCUCGCCACGAUCACUCAACCUAG
Messenger RNA from Fraxinus pennsylvanica, 708 nucleotides. The record is from the annotation of a GenBank genome assembly. Lineage: Eukaryota; Viridiplantae; Streptophyta; Magnoliopsida; Lamiales; Oleaceae.